AUGAUCACCUUUCAGGUCCCAAUACGCGUGUUGUCGCGAAAAUAUCAUCUGUACUCAAUCCUUCCAUUCCUCUCUCGAAGACUCUCCUCCACGACAUCUCAAGCUGCGCCAAGCAGUGAAUCGCAUGAAGACUUCUUCCGGUAUACCACGGGUCGCUGGCUCUGGAAUGAAGAGGAGCAACUCCGCCAGCGCUAUCGCAGGUUUAAUGUCUGUGAACUACAAAAGGUGGCUGCCCAGGCACUGGGUCGCAGUUUGUCCUCCGCGUCGUCAACGCGUCAUUGCGUGGAAAUGAAGAAGAUCGCAGAAGGUAAUUAUUACAAGGUAUUUCGCUUGCAAAUGGAUGACGGCAGGGCGGUCAUGGCGAGAAUUCCUCAUCCGAAUGUACGACCUGUCAUGUAUGCGAUGGCGUCGGAAGUUGCGAUGGUGGACUUUGCUCGAUCCGUGCUGGGUAUACCCGUGCCCAAGGUUCUAGAGUGGAAAGCGUCUCUUCAUGGCAAUCCUGUGGAAGCUGAGUAUAUUAUUAUGGAGGAGGCGGAGGGUACGCUCUUGUCUGAUGGAUGGCAUACCAUGAAGCCUGCUGAGAGAGAGAGCAUCAUUGAUGGGAUUGUGGAGGUGCAACAGAAGCUCGUUUCGGUUGCUUUGAAUCUCUCUGGGCCUCUCUAUUUUGCAAACAGCGGGUUUCAGGGAUGUUCGGCUGCAGAGAUUAUCGCUGGUGGCUCGCCAUCUGCCAGAGAAAUAGUCAAAGACCGGUUCGUCAUAGGACCAACUGUCGAUGCGUCUUACUGGGAAAAAGAGAGGGCAUCCAUGCCUAUUGAUCGUGGACCAUGGAAGUCAGCUGAAGACUACGCCAAAGCCAUCGCGUAUCGCGAGAUAUCAUGGAUUACGCGGCAUGCUAAGGACAAUCCACUUGAUCCACACUACACAUACGAAGCAGCCCAGACUUCGCCAGAAGCCCAUAUUGAAUUACUUGAGCGAUACAUGUCUGUUAUAGGAAUGCUCAUUCCCAAACAGGCUGAUUUUACCAGGUCUACGCUUUGGCAUUCUGGGUUCAAUCAUGACAAUUUAUUUGUGAAUAACGGUAAGAUAUCAAGCGUGGUGGAUUGGCACCGCGGUGGCAUUUUACCCUUGAUUUUCCAGGCCGAUAUUCCACCGCUGGUGAAAUAUUGGGGGGAAAAGGUACUGAAGCGCCCUGAGAACUUCGCUGAGCUCAACCAAGAUGAAAAAGAUAAGGUGCUGAAGCAAAUAUCGUCAAGCACCAGGCAGGAAUAUUACAAAAUGCAAACCGCUUUGGAAAAUCCUCUUGUGGCACGUGUGCUCGAGAUACCUCAACUACAAAUGAUACGGUAUCUGACAACACUUGCAAGUGAUUCAUGGACCCACGAGAGCGGGAUUCUCAAGCUCCGCGAGGUCCUCCUGAAAGUUAUGAGACGCUGGGACCAAUUCAAUCUGAAAACGUCAUGCCCAUAUCAUUUCUUAGACACUGAUAUCGAACAGCACCUCAAAGCUGGGGAAAACUUCAAUGCAUCUCAAGACUUCUGGGAGUCUCUGGAUGGUAUCGUCGGUCGGGAUGGAUUCACGUGGCACCACUAUUUUGAUGCUGCAGCGUAA
Messenger RNA from Ophidiomyces ophidiicola, 1608 nucleotides. RefSeq names its product Phosphotransferase enzyme. The transcript is spliced from 5 exons. The coding region runs from base 1 to 1608 and encodes 535 amino acids. Gene Ontology annotation, cellular component: mitochondrion. The record is from RefSeq and is a predicted model, not a curated record. NCBI's taxonomy places the organism in Eukaryota, Fungi, Ascomycota, Eurotiomycetes, Onygenales, Onygenaceae.